Molecule: messenger RNA, 3321 nt
Organism: Leishmania mexicana MHOM/GT/2001/U1103
Lineage: Eukaryota; Euglenozoa; Kinetoplastea; Trypanosomatida; Trypanosomatidae
Product: putative kinase
Exons: 1
Coding region: 1-3321 (1106 amino acids)
Biological process (GO): protein phosphorylation
Cellular component (GO): nucleus
Molecular function (GO): cyclin-dependent protein serine/threonine kinase activity; ATP binding
Source: RefSeq, a predicted model, not a curated record
AUGGAGGCCUACGAGACACUCGGCAUCCUCGGCGAGGGCACCUACGGCGUGGUUGUCAAGGCCCGAAGCCGCGUAACGGGGAAGCUUGUCGCCAUCAAGCGCUUUAAGCAGACAGAGCAGGAUGAGCACGUCCGCAAGACCUCCUCCCGCGAAGUGCGCAUGCUGCAGCUGCUGCAGCACCCCAACGUGAUCCGCUUAGAGGACGUCUUCCGCAGGGAGGGUAAGCUCUACCUCGUGUUUGAGUUCAUUGAUCACACGAUCCUGCAGCUUCUGGAGAGCACCACGCGCGGUUUCCACCGCCACGAACUGCGCCGCUACACCUACCAACUGCUGCGCGGUAUCGAGUUCUGCCACAAUCAAAACAUCAUACACCGCGACGUGAAGCCGGAAAAUGUGCUCAUCGACGAAUCAGGACUGCUGAAGCUCUGCGACUUUGGCUUUGCUCGACAGACGUCGGCCAAAGGCAAGUACACAGACUACGUGGCAACGCGCUGGUAUAGGGCGCCGGAGCUGCUCGUCGGAGACGUGGCCUACGGCAAGCCGGUGGACGUGUGGGCGCUAGGGUGCAUGUUUGCCGAGCUCUCCGAUGGACAGCCACUCUUCCCCGGCGAGUCGGACCUAGACCAGCUAUGCCUGAUUAUGCAGACCUGCGGGCCAGUGCCGCAGCGCCUAGUUUUCAUCUUCAUGCACAACCCGCUGUACAACGGCAUCAGCUUUCCGCACACCGACAUCCUGUACACGCUCAAGGAUCGCUACCAUCGCGAGUCGAACGACUGGAUCGAGUUCCUCAGCUCUUGUCUCCACACGGACCCGGCGCAGCGGCUGACGUGCACGGAGCUUAUGGAGCUCCCCUACUUCACGCGUGACGGCUUCCGCGAUCGCUAUGAGGCCGAGCUGCGGGCUGCAACGGGCCUGCCUCAGCUGCGGUCCACUCCCACGACGUCGGCGCCUUCGACACAGCGGCGUGCGCCGGAUCAGGCAGCUGCUUUAGGAGGCGACAUCAAGGCAGACGCCGUCGUGCCUCCACACACGCGCCGCUCGAGUGAGAAUAUUUCACCGGCGCUGCAGGGACAACAACCGCCCACGGCCAAAAACAGCUUUAGCGAACCACACAUCUCGAAGACGGCGCUCAAGCCUGCCGCGCACGACGCCAACCCCGGCAAGGGCAAAGGUGCAGGCGCACCAACGCUCAGGUUGACGUCUCCACACAAGACGGCGUCUGAGCAUCCCCUGCAGCUGCCGAUGAUCCUCAACGUUAGCUCGGAGAGGGCCAUCGCUGCGGCGCUGACGGACUACUUGAAUCAGAUGCCCACCUCUUCGAGCACUGUGGUGUCGUCACCGGCACAGGCUACUCCAGCAGAGGUGGCCGAGGCCUUUACCAAAGCUGAUCCGCUCUCCCGCUCGUGUGGGGCGGCACUGCCGCUGCAGACAUCGCAGACCAUCAACGCAUCAACUACGCGAGAUAAAAAGAAGAAGCGGAAUAGCAGUUUAGCAGAGACCGAAUUACACCGGCGCAGCAGCGCAAGCAUCAGCAACGACACCGAGUACGCUGUGACGACAGACGGCACCAAGGGUGAACCGGCCAGGCACAUCAGCGACCAUCCACGGGCAUCGGCCACACUUCCGCCCAACGGAGUUCGCGAUGGCGGUGACUCUCACGAGCCGAGGCGCGAAGGCGAAAAGACAAACGUGUCGCCACCGCUGCCGUCGCACGGAGUGGCAGAGAGUAACAUGCGGGCUCUCCUGACAACCGCAGCACCAGGAAAGGAUGGUGGCGAGACGGCUGUGCUGAGCCACCGAGCUUUGAAGCCGGCGUCAGCGGAGAAAGCCGCGGCAACGACGGCCACAGCUUUUUCGCCGCCGCCGCUCACCGCCACCCACGGUGCUCCGCUGGCAGAGUGUCUGCAGGACCUCCCUGCCCUAUCCCUGCACCUCCCGCGCCACUUACAGUCGGAACGGCAGACACCAGCGGCGGAGCAGCCUCAGCCGCACACCUCACUCUCUGCCGAGACCUCGAUGUCGUCCUUCCACGUCCGCACGCGCAACCCACUCGCUGCAGCCUCGUCGGUGAACGAUGGCGUUUCUCAUGGCAAGGCAAACAUUGAGACGACUGGCUCGAGCGUCGCUAAGCCACGGCUCGGCCUCUCGAACUCAAGUGUCUCAACGGCCGCCAGCGAAGUGAAGAAGCGCAAGUCCGCCAGGCACAAGAGUAACACGAGCCGCCUGCAAGACAAGGCUGUGGGGCCCGUCAGCGGCAGCGCAUCGCGUCGCCCUGUCCCAGGGAACGCGUCGGACGUAGUGGCUUACCGUGCGGGGUUCGCCUCGGUGGUGAACUCUUUGAAGUCAACGGUGUCACAGUCGCUCUCUCAUGUGCUGGGUCAGCAGCAACGGCACCGCUUGCUGUCCCCAGAGUCAGACGGAGUCCACACUGCCGAACCGCACCUGCACGGUGUUGGUGCAGGCCCGAGCGCACCUGAUUCCACCCGUAACCGAAACGUCGACGCAACCGGCCCACAGCCACGCAAGGAGCGGCGAUGUAAACCGUUGGCUGCCUCAACACAUGCUCUCCAGGGUAGUGAUCAGCGCCAUCGCCAGCAGUCGCAGCCUCGACUGGACGGACCACUGCACCCUGACGGCGGUGCCUCUCAGCGAGCCACGGCUACCUUGAUGGCUUUAUCAGCGCUUCGCAACGUCUCCGGGCCGCCGCCGGCCAAGUCCGCCGGCGACGCGAACAAGAGCAGCUACGUCCACCACACACGCUCGCACACCAACAACAACGGAGGCGAGACCGUGAUCCCGGUGGUUGGUGGGGACGGCAACGACACCAACACAUGCGUUACAAGUCGCGCUCGACGUCCUAUAGUUGCGUGCGCGGUGCACGGCAACAACCGCGAUAGUGACGAGCUGAUGGCGACCCGCCGAGUGCAGAAGAAGAAUGCCGUCGCGACACACGGCCGAACUGGCAACGGCGCUGUGGGUUCCAUUGGCUGCACAGAUAGCUCCACGACGUCUUCCUAUCAAGCAACCAGCAUUAUGUAUGGCGCGCCGUACCACCCCUUUGCGAGGGCCUCAAAGGUGGACGGUGAUGUGUGCGGGGCCCAGCAGCGGCAGACCCUACAGAGGCUCAAGAAGAAGAUUGCCGACCACCGCGGCAGCGGCAUCGCAAACACAACCAGCAGCAUUGGCUCCCGUCACUCGCUGACGCCUGCGCGGCAGAUACAGCACCAGCCGCAGCUCGCGAAGGAGGAUGGUGGCAGCGGCGACGGCAAAACGCCCCAGUUUAAUGCCGCCACAGCUGCAUCCCCCGAUACUGGCAUCUGA